CCCCCAAACUUCGAGCUUCGCGUAUAUCUCCUUAGCGAGUCAAGCUGUAUAUUUGACAAUUGUUUUUCUUUACUUUUAUAAACGCUAAACUGCUUUGGGUAGGUUUUGGUAUUUGAAUUUGCUCUGAUUGAAGUUUCGAAUUCUUGAUCGUUGGCCUUUGAUUGAACCCACCUCCAAUGUGAAUUAGAAGAGGCUUUUAUCUUUAAGACAACAGGAUGUGCACUCUAUCUUCGGUUUUAAAGGAGGUUUUUGUGCCGACUCAAUCCAUCACCUUUCUCAUUAUUGGCCUCUUUGAAUCUGGUUGAUCGGAGUAAUGCAGAUGAAUAAUAAUGGCCCGGUAACCAAAGAGUUGGCAGAACUAAAUCACCAAAUGCAAGAUGAGCGCAAGGAAAUGAGGGUUGGGGUUACCGGUGAAGGCCAAGGGCUCUCGGAGGAAGAUGAGUAUCAGAUUAAUAAGGAUGCAGAAGACGUUGAUGUUGCGCAGUCAGAAGCAGUCCAAGGCAAAGCGCAUUCCCCAGAUGUCUCUCAGAGCUCGCAGCAACAGCCUCAAGGGCCUGUGGUUCGCUGGGAGAGGUUUCUACCUCUUAGGUCUCUUAAGGUUCUACUGGUGGAAAAUGAUGAUUCAACUCGGCAGGUUGUCAGUGCAUUACUUCGAAAUUGUGGCUACGAAGUUACAGCAGUAGAAAAUGGUCCACAAGCUUGGAAAAUCUUAGAAGAUCUUACCACUCGUAUUGAUCUUGUUUUGACUGAGGUAGUUUUGCCUUGUUUAUCUGGCAUUGGCCUUCUAUGCAAGAUAAUGAGCCACAACACUUGCAAGAAUAUUCCUGUGAUUAUGAUGUCAUCUUAUGAUUCUAUGAACAUAGUCUUUAAGUGUUUGUCAAAGGGUGCAGUCGACUUUUUAGCAAAGCCUAUUCGAAAGAAUGAGCUUAAGAAUCUUUGGCAGCAUGUUUGGAGGAAAUGCCACAGCUCUAGUGAUAGUGGAAGUGAAAGUGGUAUACACACACAAAAAUCAACAAAGUUGAAAAGUGGUGAAGAGUCAGACAACAACACUGGAAGCAAUGAUGAAGAUGAUAUUGGAAGCAUUGAUUUGAAUGUUAGGGGUGGAAGUGAUACUGGAAGUGGCACUCAGACAUCUUGGACAAAGAGGGCAGCAGAGGUUGACAGUCCCCAACCUAUGUCACUGUGGGAAGAGGUAGAUGAUCCUCCUGAUAGCACUUGUGCCCAGGUUAUUCCUUCUAGGACUGAAGCCUUUGGCAACAACUGGGUGCCGGUGAUGGCAACAAGGGAGCAUGAAGGGCAGGAUCAUGAGCUUGACUUGGAGAUGGGAAUAUCUAGAAUUCCAAAUUUGCAGCUUGAAAACCCAAGUGCAAAGGGAUUGACCAACUUAGCUGGCACUAUUGAAGAAAAGAUCUCUGAAAGAAACUCAAAGAAAAAUGAUGAGAAGCUGCAUAAAGGACGAGUGGAGCUCAACAGUGAGAAACCAAAUGGCGAAAUGAGGAACCAAGUUGCUGAUCUAGUGGGUCUGACAUCUAACGAUACCGAUCCUCAGAUAGAAACUGUUGUCUUUGACAUCCCAAAUGGUAUCUCCAAGGUAUCCAACUUGAAAGAUAAGAUUAUCUUUGACAAUAAGGAAAUACCUUCCCUUGAACUCAGUUUAAAGAGGCUGAGAGAUGCUGGAGAUACUGGGACCAGUGCCCAUGACCGAAAUGUCUUGAGACAUUCAGACCUUUCAGCCUUCUCAAGGUAUAAUUUUGCAUCAAAUGCUAAUCAGGCUCCAACAGGGAAUGUUGGUAGCUGUUCUCCUCGUAACAGCUCAGAGGCAGAAAAAACCGACUCACUGCAAAAAUUUCGAUCUAACUCUAAUCGCACACAUCCCAAUCAGUGUUCGAAUGGUAGUAGUAAUAAUAAUGACAUGGGCUCAACUACUAAUAAUGUUUAUACUAAACAAGUGGCAUUCAGUGACAAGGCAGCACCCAAUUCUGCAUUCAAAUAUCUUCAUCCGUCCUCUGCCUUCCAACCAGUGCAAAAUGGCCAUAAUUCUCCCCCUCAGCCCAUAAUCCAAGGUAAGACAGAUGCAGCAACAGCUAGCAAGGUUUCGGCACAAACGGCUCAAACAAGGGACAUCAAACAGCCAGUCCACGUGCAGCACCAUCAUCAUCAUUAUCACCACCACCACCACCACGUGCAUAACAUGCCCCAGCAGAAGCCAGCCAACCAAGAUGAUUUAUCUUCAAAAAACAUUGCAGUGGAAGCUCUGCAGUGUGGGUCAUCAAAUAUGUUGAGUGCACCUCUUGAGGGCAAGGCUGGCAAUCAAAGUAUGAAUGGAAAUGGCUCGGGAAGUAACAGCGGGAGCAAUGGGCAGAAUGGAAGCAUCACAGAUUUAAAUGCUAGAGGAACAAACACGGAAAGUGAUAACGGGGUCGUAACAGGAUUUGCAACUAGAAGCGGAAUUGAUACAAACAAUUCUGCACAAAGAGAGGCUGCUUUAAUUAAAUUCCGUCAGAAGAGAAAAGAGAGAUGCUUUGAGAAGAAGGUCCGAUACCAGAGCAGGAAGAAACUGGCAGAACAGAGACCACGAAUUCGAGGACAAUUUGUUCGACAGGCGGUGCACAAGAAGGAAAGUAAGGACACACAUUGUUAACCUGACUUAUCCCUGAUGAUACUCGUGGAAUUUUCUACAUGAUAUUGACACCAGCUGUGUACACGAGGUGAGCUACGUAACCACUGUGAUCGAGGACCGAGUAGAUUGUGUAAGGACUCGGCAGAAACACCUUGCACUAUGUAUAAGCUACUACUAUUAUUAGUGCUGCUGCUACUGCUACUGCUCCAAAAUGGGGUAACCCUUGAAAAGGGCAGUCUUCUCUAAUAAAAACUCUUCUGAUCGGUGUGCCGUUGUAUUUCUAGACUUCUUUAAUGAUUGGAUGCUUGAAGAACUCUUUUUUUUUUCUUCAA
This is a messenger RNA of Carya illinoinensis, 2952 nucleotides long. Its product is annotated as two-component response regulator-like PRR37. Bases 314 to 2641 code for a protein of 775 amino acids. Lineage: Eukaryota; Viridiplantae; Streptophyta; Magnoliopsida; Fagales; Juglandaceae. The transcript is spliced from 9 exons. Gene Ontology annotation, molecular function: protein binding. The record is from RefSeq and is a predicted model, not a curated record. Gene Ontology annotation, biological process: phosphorelay signal transduction system; cytokinin-activated signaling pathway.